This is a messenger RNA of Hippocampus comes (tiger tail seahorse), 1937 nucleotides long. RefSeq names its product porphobilinogen deaminase. Gene Ontology annotation, cellular component: cytoplasm. Gene Ontology annotation, molecular function: hydroxymethylbilane synthase activity. Gene Ontology annotation, biological process: heme biosynthetic process. Lineage: Eukaryota; Metazoa; Chordata; Actinopteri; Syngnathiformes; Syngnathidae. The transcript has 15 exons. The coding region runs from base 324 to 1406 and encodes 360 amino acids. The record is from RefSeq and is a predicted model, not a curated record.
CUCGAGACGCUUCAACGACGUCACAUUCCUCGGUCAAGAGGAGCCAUGCAAAAUGAGCGCCGGACUUUUGAAGGAUUUCCUGUCAUAAUUGACUCUGCCUACAGCUAAACGCGCCGCAAUUUUAGGAAAAUAAACACAGAUAAUCAGGCCCACACCAUGACGGAAGAGGCGAACUAUACGGGAUGCAUCAGGGCGGAGGUUCUGUGAAUGAGGGCUUGUCUUCUUAACAAGACUACUGUUCACCAUCUUGAGGCUUUCAGCACAGGUCCUUUCUACGAGACAGCAGACAGGCACAAUAGAUUCUCCAGUUAACAAGCAGAAUUAUGGAGGAAGGACAAUUCAAGUUCAUCACGAAUGGGGAUGGAAGAGUCAGCCGUCUCAUCCGGAUCGGAACACGCAAGAGUCAGUUGGCUCGCAUUCAGACGGACAGUGUUGCAGAAAAACUUAAAGAGCUUCACCCUGACAUCGUUUUGGAAAUUGUGGCCAUGUCAACAAUUGGGGACAAAAUUCUUGACACGGCUUUAUCGAAGAUUGGAGAGAAGAGUUUGUUCACCAAAGAGUUGGAGACUGCUCUGGAGAAGAAUAUUGUCGAUGUGGUCGUCCAUUCACUGAAGGACCUUCCCACCACGCUGCCUCCAGGAUUCACUAUCGCAGCUGUGCUUAAGAGAGAGAACCCCCACGAUGCUGUCGUCCUGCAUCCAAAACAUGUAGGGAAAACGUUGGAGACUCUUCCAGAAAAAAGCGUGAUUGGCACCAGUUCACUGCGUCGUGCUGCUCAGUUGAAGAGGAGAUUUCCCCACUUGGUGUUUAAAGAUAUUCGUGGAAACUUGAACACAAGGUUGAAGAAACUGGACGAAAAGGAGGAUUUUGCUGCCAUCAUCCUUGCUGCGGCUGGUCUAAAGAGGAUGGGUUGGGAAAACCGAAUCAGCCAGAUCUUGGAGCCCGAGGAUUGCAUGUAUGCUGUCGGACAGGGCGCUCUGGCCGUGGAGGUUCGAGCUAAAGACAGAGACAUCCUGGAGAUGUUGUCUGUACUAAACGACACUGACACUGUGCUGCGCUGCAUAGCCGAGAGAGCAUUUCUCAGGCAUCUGGAGGGAGGCUGCAGUGUUCCUGUGGCUGUGCACACAGAGGUGAUAGACUCGCAGCUCUACUUGACAGGGGCCGUGUACAGCCUGGACGGUUCCGACUUUCUGAAGGACACCAUGCAGACGAGCAUUGCUACUACCCAUAAGGGGCAGGAGGAAGUGGACGAGCAGGUACAGCGUGUGGGGGUGACGGUCAUCAAGAUCUGCGGCGGCUCGCAGGACAAUGCCGAGCGCCUGGGGGUGGAUCUGGCCAACUUGCUCUUAAGCAAAGGAGCCAAGGAGAUCCUGACGGUGGCUCGACAGCUCAAUGAUGCCAGAUAAUGGACACUCCAUUUGCUCCAUCGUCACGGCAAUCCGGUUAGGUUGUUCACAGGCAUCCGUAGUGUUUUGCAAUUGUACCGCCAUAAAACAACUUUUGCAUUCAUACAGCCAUAAAACACCUCACAAAGGCCAGUUGUCACGAAAAGGACGUCUUAAAUUCAAUCAUUAUUUUAAGGUUUAGGCUCGUAAUGCAACAGGUUAUAGGUUGGAAUUACAGUAUUUUUAAUUUAAUGUUCCAGUUAUUAGUUAUGAGUACUGUGAGCCUGAUACUCAUAAACAAUGUUCCCUCUAAGAUGCAUGCAUGAGCAAUUGCGCACCGCUCUCACCUUGGCGCUGGCGCGCACCACGCACGCACGUUACUUUUUCACACUCAUUUCUCCCCUGUCUCAAAAAUUAAGAUGGAAUGUCUUCGUCAACAAGACUUACUCACAAGAGAGAGAGAGACGAGAUAAGACGCAACGAAAAUGCUGGUGGCGUGACGAUAACGAAAUUUAUCAUUCCAUAUUGUUGGGAAAUAAAAAUGAGACUGAA